This is a messenger RNA of Cylindrotheca closterium, 912 nucleotides long. NCBI's taxonomy places the organism in Eukaryota, Bacillariophyta, Bacillariophyceae, Bacillariales, Bacillariaceae. The record is from the annotation of a GenBank genome assembly.
AUGAGUAGUUCAGGAAUAACAAAAUGUCUUCCACAAAGCAAAGUGGAUGGGUACUUCAAUACGUGGCACAUAUUUUGGGUAGGCAUUCCGGCGACUGUCACAGAACACUUUGUCAGUGCAGAGCUUUCCUCGUUCUGGAGACGGCACUUGAUUUGGUCCAAACCUGCUGGAAAACUGCUACGAGAGGCUUUGACUCAACGCUUUGCGUCCACCACUGUGUUCCUGUCGCUGAUUCUUGGUACCGAAAUCCGAGUCUUAUUCAGCCCCAGUACACCAGCUGACAAUGUCCGUAAUGCUCUCAAGAACGAAGAAAGUCAUACCCUGGAGUACUGGACGGGAAUUGGACUGUGUUUGUCGAUCUUCUUUUCCAUUGCUGCGUUGGUGGCCAAUUUCACUGCCUGGGGCAUAUACACUGUCAUUGGUAACGAAAACCUCAAAUUGAUUGCCAGAUCGUCCAUUGGACUUUACGGAGCACAAUUGCCCAAUAUUCUGGUGGUUGGAGUGAUUUACUUGUUUUACACAUGGGUUGCCUUGUUUUGGUGGAUCAUCAUGCCCAUUGGACCUGCUGUCAUUCUUAGCGUAGGUGGUAUCCUUUUGAUUGUCCAUAUUGUGUCCACAUACUCAGCACUUGCUAGAAUAAUUAUGGAUACUGGCGCAAUGAGCUCGAAACGAGUACUGGAUCAGGAACUAGAGGAUGAUAUGACUCCUCAAGAAUUGGCAGAAGAACUUUUGAAACGAACUAGAGAAGCAAGGGUAAAUUCCGUUCCUGUCAAUCUCAAGUACCGAGAAAUCAAUAAGCAGUAUAUUGCAAAUGCAAUCAGCCGAUCCAAACGCACCAACGAAAGCGAGGAAUUCGGAGUGGGAGGUGGACUCUCCAUUGACGAAAUCGCGGAUGUGGAUCUUGCAGAUUAG